Eruca vesicaria subsp. sativa (arugula) is the source of this 532-nucleotide messenger RNA. The record is from the annotation of a GenBank genome assembly. NCBI's taxonomy places the organism in Eukaryota, Viridiplantae, Streptophyta, Magnoliopsida, Brassicales, Brassicaceae.
AUACCAAAAUAAAACGAUAUACACAUUUGAGACCCCCCUCCCUUUCUGAGAGAGAGAGAGGACGAACACUAAUCCCCAAUCAUGCCGCCGAAUAUGAAAACCCUAAUUGCCAAGUACCGUGGAGGGAACCGCAGAUUCUCUUGUUCAGCAAGUAAUAGUGCUGGCUCGAAUGGAGCAGGACAGAUCUUGUGGAGCCUACGUCGAUUUAUAUCAUUCGGUUUUGGAUAUGGCUUAGGUAUGUAUGUACUUGGAGAUAAGGUAGCAGAAGUUGAGGAGGAUCGUCAAAAGUAUUUGAGGGAUGUUUAUGGGGAGUCUUCGAAAAUUGUUGAUCUGAGACAAGAGAUGUGGAAAUUUUGAAGGUCUGUUGCAAAAGUCAUAUGAUUAUUAUUGAAGGUUUGUGUGAUUCACAGUACGACUAAAUUAUCGCCGUAACAAUCACUGUUAUUAUUGUAAAUUAUUGCCUUAACUCCCACUAGAUAAUCUAAGUUGUGGCUCGGUUUGCCCAAUUCUUACUAAUGGAAGUGAAUUAAAG